This is a messenger RNA of Salvia miltiorrhiza (redroot sage), 1775 nucleotides long. RefSeq lists its product as uncharacterized. Gene Ontology annotation, cellular component: endoplasmic reticulum membrane; mannosyltransferase complex. Gene Ontology annotation, biological process: GPI anchor biosynthetic process. Bases 124 to 1653 code for a protein of 509 amino acids. Gene Ontology annotation, molecular function: alpha-1,6-mannosyltransferase activity; GPI mannosyltransferase activity. The record is from RefSeq and is a predicted model, not a curated record. NCBI's taxonomy places the organism in Eukaryota, Viridiplantae, Streptophyta, Magnoliopsida, Lamiales, Lamiaceae. The transcript has 8 exons.
UAGGUAAAAGUAAAAUAUUCUUUUUAGGCUUUUUAUCUAACUUUUUAAAAAUAAAAUUGAGUUUUAUUAAUUUUUGGUUAAAUAAGAAAUCAGUAUUACUAGGUAUAAACAUUUUUCAGCGAGAUGAGUCUUAAAUCCGUCGCCGGCAGAGCCUCCGGCCACCGCCUGGGUCCUCUCACGCGCCGCCUCCUCCGCUACGCAGUCGGCUCUAGAGUUCUAGUGCUGGCCCUAAUUAUAAUCUGGCGGUCUCUUCUCAGCCCCUACGACACAUCCGCUUCAAUAAAUCCGCCAUGCCUCUCCGCCACCAAUUCGUCUAGUCCUCCGCCAUCGGUUCUCCUGCCGCGCGUCGGAUCGGCGAUUGAGCGCAGCAUCGUGUGGGAUGGCGUCUACUUCACGCGCAUUGCGGAGUGCGGAUACGAAUACGAACAGACCUACGCCUUCUUGCCUUUGCUUCCCAUCUGCGUAACUAUUUUCUCAAAAUCAGUUUUUGCUCCAUUGGUACCUCUGAUUGGAUACAGGGCUGUGCUUGGAUUAUCUGGCUAUGUGAUUAGCAAUGUCGCCUUUGUUUUUGCCGCGUUUUAUCUAUAUAGGAUUUCAGUUAUUGUUUUGAAAGACGAGGAGGUUUCAUUAAGAGCAGCAAUUUUGUUUUGCUUUAAUCCAGCUUCAAUCUUCUACUCAUCAGUAUACUCUGAGAGUCUAUUUGCUGUAUUGUCAAUUGGAGGAUUGUAUCAUUUCAUGAAUGGGAAAUAUAAUUAUGCUACGCUUUGGCUUGCACUAUCGGGCUGUGCACGGUCAAAUGGGGUGCUUAAUGCGGGCUACAUAUGUUACCAUGCAAUGCAACAACUAAAUGACGCUUUCUCUUCCAGAAAAGCACUCUUAUGGCUAAUAGUGAAGAUUCUUCUUGCUGGGGCAUUACGAUCUAUAUUUAUCUUUGGUCCCUUCAUCUCCUUUCAAGCAUAUGGGUAUUUGAAUAUGUGCAUGGGUCGUUCUGUGGCUGAAAUGAGGCCUUGGUGCAAGGCAAGACUUCCUUUACUCUACAAUUACAUUCAAAGCCACUAUUGGGGAGUGGGCUUCUUAAGAUAUUUUCAAGUUAAACAGUUGCCGAAUUUUCUUCUUGCGUCACCUAUAUUGUCUCUGGCACUUUGCUCUAUUGUCUACUAUGUGAAGCUUUGGCCUGAGGUUUUUCUCUCGCUCGGUCUCCGAGUUUCUUUGAAAGAAAGCAAAUUGGUUGGUUCCGCAUCAUCUACCGGACCAGAGGGACAAGCUAGCACUACUGGAAUUUCAGAGUAUGGUACUCCUAACGAAUCGAAAGAUGGCAGGGCUCUUAGACCGAGGAAAAAAACUGCCCUGGGAGAACAAUUGGUUACCGAGCCAUCAAAAGGUGAAGCACCAAAUCGGCUGCAAUGUGAUCCUGUUGUUAUUCUUCCUUUUGCUCUACAUUUAAGCUUCAUGGUUGCCACAGCAUUUUUCAUCAUGCACGUUCAGGUUUCAACUCGUUUUUUAUCUGCUUGCCCCCUCAUUUACUGGUUCGCAUCCCACAUAAUGGGAUGUAGUAGCACUGGAAAGAGAUGGGGCCAUUUCAUAUGGGCUUAUUCUGCUGCUUACAUUUUUAUCGGCACUUUACUUUUCUCAAAUUUCUAUCCUUUCACCUGACUGUAGCUCACUAGAAUUUCCACAGGCUCUUGCUUGUAUUUCAUUGAGAUUUGUAGGUACCAUUUGCAACGAAACCAAGUCUUAUUUGCUUGUUUAGUGAAUGGUGGUGUUUUGGUGUUUAA